This is a messenger RNA of Ctenocephalides felis (cat flea), 1172 nucleotides long. RefSeq names its product FKBP12-associated protein 1 homolog. NCBI's taxonomy places the organism in Eukaryota, Metazoa, Arthropoda, Insecta, Siphonaptera, Pulicidae. Gene Ontology annotation, biological process: negative regulation of transcription by RNA polymerase II. The transcript has 5 exons. Gene Ontology annotation, cellular component: nucleus. The coding region runs from base 186 to 1172 and encodes 328 amino acids. The record is from RefSeq and is a predicted model, not a curated record. Gene Ontology annotation, molecular function: RNA polymerase II transcription regulatory region sequence-specific DNA binding; DNA-binding transcription factor activity, RNA polymerase II-specific.
UGUGAUUAGUUGAUGUCAAAGUAAAACUCCAUUGUCUUUUGUAACCUCUUUUAAAACUGUGGUUAAUUUUUUAAGAAAUAUGUUGUGGCAUGUUUUAUUCCAAUAUAUUCAAUAUAACAUACUCCAAAUUAUAUACGGACUUUAAAACUCGCUCUAAAACGUAGAAUAAAUUUUAAUAUCUUACAAUGAACAAUGCAUAUGGAAACAAUACAAUUCAAGACCUAUGUGAAGAUACAAGUACGAGCAACUUAGAAGCCAAUAAUCUAUACAUGGAUCAUGCCCAAUGUAUUGCAUAUCAAGAUAUAACAGUCACUCUGACUUCAAAACUCACACCCACUGCCCCUGAAUUUAUUCCUAGAAAUGCCGUUCCAUUUUGUAUAGUUCCUGCACAGAGUAAUAAUAUUUCUGGGGCUGAAUGCCAAGAUCACUCAGCAUCGCUCUCACAAAAUGACCAACUUUCGCGAAGUUGGUGGAAACAAUAUAAGCCAUCCCUUGAUACAAAUUUCAUAAAAUAUUCUGAACCAUAUAGAAAAUGGAAAUUAUUAAACAAAGAAAAAAAAAUUAUGAUAGAUUAUAAACAUUCCAAUCAGGGCAUUAUUAACAGUUCACCAGAUGAAAAUAUGGCAGAGUUAAACAUGGUAUCACAAAAACUUGAUAAUGCAAAGAAUUAUAAUUACAAGAGAAAAUGUAACUCAGGAAAUUUUUUAUCAAGAAAUAUGGUAGACUCAGAAAGUUCACACAAUUCUAGAUGGAAUCCAAAUAGAUACUCGAUUAAAGAAGUUCAUACCAAAAAAAAUACAAAUUCGUCUGAUUUAAAAAAUAAUUGGAAAGAAAAAAAUAAUCAAUUUAAAAGUCUUGGAAAAUCAUAUAAUGCGAAAAAAAUGAACACUGAAUAUUCUAAUUUGAAUACUGCAAUGAUAACCCAGCGAGAAAGCUUAAAGUUUUCAUUAGAUAAAGGUACCUUGGAAUGUCUUGUGUGCUGUGAAUAUAUUAAAACAUCUCACUCUGUUUGGUCUUGCUUAGGCUGUUUUCAUGUUUUACAUUUAAAUUGCAUAAAAAAAUGGGCUCAGACAAGUAAAGCAGACAAUCAGAAGACAAAGUUUCUAUUAGCCUAUGUGAUAAAUUAUAUUUGGCGUUUAGAGGUCUCCUCCAUUGAAGAGAUCCUCUGCUAG